AUGGAGCCUCCUCCGCUGCAGCAUAUCGUCAUCGCCGUCGCCACGCUCUCUUUCCUCGUCUUCACCGUUUUCUUUGGCCGUCUUCCCGUCUUCCGCAAAACCCCGAUCGGAUUCCUGCACCGCUUGAUCUGGGUGCACUUCCCCGCCCUGUUGCGCCGUCUGGACGGCCUCGUCACCGGCGGCCGGAUCUACAAGUACACUACCCGCACCUGGCACUACCUACUCUACGAAAAGCAUCCCCUGGUCCUGAUCUUCUUCCUCGGCCUGCUCACCGCCGCCUCUGGCCUCCUCCUCUUCAACGCCUACACCUGCUUCCCCGUCUACCACCGCCUGGUCAUCCCGCUCGUGCUCCCCGCGCCCUAUGUCUUCACCUACCUGUGCGCCACCACGCGCCCCAACACCGUCAUCAAUGCCUCGAACCACGCCGCCCAGAUGCAAGCCUACCCGUACGACCACAUUCUAUACCACCCCAACAUGACCUGCCGCACAUGUCACCUGCCUAAGCCGGCACGCAGCAAGCACUGCCCCAUUUGCAAGACCUGCGUGGCUCGCAUGGAUCACCACUGCAUCUGGGUCAACAACUGCGUCGGCCGCGAGAACUACCGCUGGUUCCUCGCACUGCUGUUGAGCACGACGCUCCUCCUCCUGUACGGCGCUUACCUGGCUCUGGUCGUAUAUCUGUACCCCCAAGUCUACGACCGCUUCACCCACUACGACCAUGCGUUCCCCGCCGGGCUGCUUAGCGGCUGGGCGCCGUGGAAACUUCGCCUCUUGGGCUUCCGCGAGGACCUGAACACCGUCAUGGUCGAGAGCAUAAAGGUGGGCGGCCUGAGCAUUUUGGGCGUCGGUCUCUUGGCCGCGCUUACCUGGCCUCUUCCUCUCGGCUUGCUGGCCUACCACACAUACCUGAUUUGGGCCGGCAUGACGACCAACGAGGCGAGCAAGUGGGCCGACCUGCGUGACCAAAUGCGCGACGGCCACAUCUACGCCGGCAAGCUCUGGGGCUCCUCGAACGCCAGCGAGCACCUUCCCAGCCAGCGCGGCCGCCCGAGCACUCGCGGUGGCCGCUAUGCCCAUUCUCGUGCCCGCGCCACCUCCAACAGCUUCGCCGAAUUCGGCUUCACGUCGGGCGAAGUCGGCAGACGCAUCGCUCGCGAGAACACGCAGGAGAAGGGCACCGGCUCGGACAGCGGCUACAGUUCGGACGAUAACAAAAUCCAUGCCAGCACCAACCCGACGCGCUGGCCCAAUAACCCGUGCCAGGUGCUUGUCCGGACCGGCGACGGCGAGCCCCCUCGCGAAGUUCCGCAGCAAUUGACGGGACUUGUGGAUGAGGGUAGCUGGAAGCGCGUGUGGCGCUUGGCCGACAUUGAAAACAUUUACGAUCUUGGAUUCUGGGACAACCUCGAGGACGUUCUGCAAGGGUAA
This is a messenger RNA of Diplodia corticola, 1428 nucleotides long. RefSeq names its product zf-dhhc-domain-containing protein. Gene Ontology annotation, cellular component: Golgi apparatus; endoplasmic reticulum. Gene Ontology annotation, molecular function: protein-cysteine S-palmitoyltransferase activity. The transcript is spliced from 3 exons. The record is from RefSeq and is a predicted model, not a curated record. Lineage: Eukaryota; Fungi; Ascomycota; Dothideomycetes; Botryosphaeriales; Botryosphaeriaceae. The coding region runs from base 1 to 1428 and encodes 475 amino acids. Gene Ontology annotation, biological process: protein targeting to membrane; peptidyl-L-cysteine S-palmitoylation.